Salarias fasciatus (jewelled blenny) is the source of this 2322-nucleotide messenger RNA. It is a transcript of the gene pcyt2, whose product is annotated as phosphate cytidylyltransferase 2, ethanolamine. The transcript has 12 exons. Gene Ontology annotation, molecular function: ethanolamine-phosphate cytidylyltransferase activity. Lineage: Eukaryota; Metazoa; Chordata; Actinopteri; Blenniiformes; Blenniidae. Gene Ontology annotation, biological process: phosphatidylethanolamine biosynthetic process. Gene Ontology annotation, cellular component: cytoplasm. The coding region runs from base 153 to 1349 and encodes 398 amino acids. The record is from RefSeq and is a predicted model, not a curated record.
CCGCUCCAGAAUCUGACCGGCGGAGAAAGCGGAGACAGAGACCGCGGGGCGUCCUCGGGGAGCGGGUAGCCGGCUUUUAGGAACUCGUACACUUGUGCUACAUCCGCCUGUCGCCGUUUCGCCUCUCUGCCGUUCGCCUGCAGCCGUCAGAAAUGAUUAAAAACGGCCACCACGCGAGCAGCGACCGGCGGGGGGACGCCGGGAGCGAGCCGGCUGCCUCCGCCUGCAGCCCGGAGAAGAGGAAGCGGGUGGUGCGGCUGUGGUGUGACGGCUGUUAUGACAUGGUGCAUUACGGUCACUCCAACCAGCUGCGGCAGGCUAAAGCCAUGGGAGAUUUCCUCAUAGUGGGAGUGCAUACCGAUGCGGAGAUUUCCAAACACAAGGGCCCGCCGGUCUUCACUCAGGCAGAACGCUACAAAAUGGUGCGAGCCAUCAAGUGGGUGGACGAGAUCGUGGAGGGAGCGCCGUACGUCACCACGCUGGAGACGCUGGACAAAUACAACUGUGACUUCUGUGUGCACGGAGACGACAUCACGUUAACGGUAGACGGCAAGGACACGUACGCGGAGGUGAAGCGUGAAGGCCGUUAUCGGGAGUGUAAGCGCACUCAGGGGGUUUCCACCACCGACCUGGUGGGACGCAUGCUGCUAAUGACCAAAGCCCACCACAGCAACAUGGAUAACCCAGAUUACCAGCAGCAUACCGACAACUUUGGGAAGGGUCCUAAAGGUCACAGCCCGUGGACGGGAGUGUCCCAGUUCCUGCAGACGUCCCAGAAGAUCAUCCAGUUCGCCUCAGGAAAGGAGCCUCAGCCCGGGGACACCAUCAUCUACGUGGCUGGAGCCUUUGACCUCUUUCACAUCGGCCAUGUUGACUUUUUAGAGAUGGUUUACAAACAGGCAGAGAGGCCGUACGUCAUCGUCGGCCUGCACUUUGACCAGGAGGUGAAUCGGUACAAAGGGAAGAACUACCCCAUAAUGAACAUCCAUGAGAGGACCCUGAGUGUGCUGGCCUGUCGGUACGUGUCUGAGGUGGUGAUCGGUGCUCCGUAUGCAGUGGGGAAGGACUUGUUGGAUCAUUUUAAGGUGGACCUGGUGUGUCACGGCAAGACGGAGGUGUUUCCCGAUAAGGACGGCUCAGACCCGUACGCCGAGCCGAGGAAGCGAGGCAUAUUCCGGAUCAUCAACAGCGGGAACAAUCUGACCACUGAUGACAUUGUCCAGAGGAUCAUUGAGAACAGGCUGCAGUUUGAAGCCAGGAACCAGAAGAAAGAGGCCAAGGAGAUGGCGGUGAUCGAGGCGAUGAAGAGGAGGGAGCAGCAGGAGCAGAGCGGAGCGGCGGCUCAGUAGCGGGCCUCGCCGGUUCCCAAGGUGCACCGAGCUCUGAGACGGCGGAGGGACGGCACGGAGGGUCCGGGCCGGCCGGUCCCCGAGGAGCCGCCGGAUCCCUCGCUUUGGAUAACCUAUGAGGCGGCCUGCGCCUGUCUGUACGAACGUCUCCAUCCUGACGGGGCUGAGAGAACAUCUCCCCUCAAACAAUCCCCAGAUCUGCAAAAUCCCUUUACCUCCUCUCAGAGAACAGUUUUAUCUUUCCUGUCAUGUUAGUUGUUUUUUUUGUCCAUGAAUUCUCUCACUGUUCGUCUUUAUAAUAAUCUACAAACAUUUAUAAAUGUGUGAUCGUUCAUAACUUAUUGACAAAAGUAUUAAGUGUCAGUUAUGUUCAUAGAUUUUUAGCCAGUUUGAUUUUAUGAAUCCAUCUUAAAAGUGUCUUCAGUCGAUAUAAUGGGAUAUGCUUUAAAGCUCAUCACUCACUGGAAGUUUUGGUCACUUUGUUUCCGUCCUGAAAGGAACUCAACACCUCUGAACGAGAUUAAUCAUUCACAACUGUUUAUGACAACUACCUGAGUUAGGUGUAUGUGUGUGUGGGUGUGUGUAUGUGUGUGUGCACGUCGUAAACGACAGUAGUGCCUCAUUUUAAAGCUAUAACUAAUGAAAGGGCUGUGGUUUUUAUUAGAAUGAACUGAUUCCUCUCAGUGGGGGUAAACUCAUCCUGUUCUCCUUCCUUCAGUCUGAGAACCUGUUUGUUCUUUUUUAUGAGACAAUCUAGGAAGUGAAAGAUUUGAUCCUCAACUCACUGCAGAGAGUCUGUUUUCUUGUUUUUGCAGCAGGGGAAUGUGGAGCUGUUGAUGGUGGGACUGUGUGUGUUUGUGGGUUUUUUUUGUUUGUUUGUUUUUUUAGAUUAAGCAAUGUAAGUUUUCACAACCUUUCAGUAACUCUUUACCACUGUGUGAACGUGGCUUUAUUAAAUAGUUGAAACGCUUGA